AUGCCUACCAUAACCAUUACCUUGCUUUCUAAAACAGAACAAAACAAUGAGAGUUUAUAUAAAUACAGCAGACAGUUGCCUACUCCUGCAAAAAGUUUUCAACAGCUUAGCAAAGAAUUUCCAUCGAGAAUGUUUGGCGUACCAACACCACCGGAUGCUUUACCGCCACAAACAAGGCUGAAGAAUUUCUUUUUCAUACAAAGGAUGUGUUUCUCAGCUAUUGGUUUGGACCCCACAUCUAUAAAGCGUACAAUGUAUCGACCCUGGAUGACAUUUAUACCGUUGUUGAGUUUGAUGGGUUUACUUGGUCCCAUGGGCGUAUAUGCCUUCAAUUAUUUGCAAAUUGAUUUGGGUAAAGCGAUUACAGCUCUAUCGCCCUUUUGGCAGUCACUCCUAUCCACUGUGAAGUUUUUCGUUUUUAUGGUAAAUCGUAAGAAAAUUGUCGAAUUGGUGCGAAAAGUUUGGUCAUGGACAUUGGAGUCCACCGAAGAGGAACUUAAAAUCAUUGAUGAAGAAAAUAAGGGAGAUGCCAGAAUUUCGUUGUUCUAUUAUUCUAUGGUAAACAUCACUGGCGUCUUGGCAGCUUUAGCUCCCCUGGCAAUAGCGGCAAUUUAUGCUUUACAGGGUAGGAAUUUUAUGGAAUCGUUGGAUGCGCCAUUCAAGGCGGAAUACUUCUACGACAUCAGAGCUUCAUAUAUGGCAUAUAUUCUCUGCUACACCUGGAAUGUUGUGGGCAUACACUACAUACUCAAUGGUGCCCUAUCCAUUGAUACAUUGUAUUCCUGGUGUGUUCAUAAUAUUUCUGCACAAUUUCGUAUUUUAAAUUUACGAUAUCGUCAAUUGUCGGAGAAAUUUAUUGCCCAUCAUGCGGCUGGAAAUCUCAAUGAAAAGAAAUUUUUAGAAUCUCUUACUUCGUGUGUAAACUAUCAUCGGAGGAUUAUUAAAAUGUCGGAGCGUUUUAGUGAAGUCUAUAAGGGUUUGGUAUUCAUUAAAUUUUUGGUUAGUUGUCUGCAGCUCGCAUGCCUGUCAUUUAUAAUUCCUUUGGGUGGAGAAAUUGCCGAUCAAUCGUUUAAUUUGUCUUUUUUGAUAGCAGUGACGACGCAGUUGAUGUUAUACUGCCAUGGUGGUCAGAAAAUUCAAGAUUCGAGCACUUCUGUAAAUGAGGCAAUCUAUGAAUAUUUCCCUUGGCAUGACAUGAGUAUUAAUUCGCAGAAAAUCCUAAUGUUGACCAUGAUCAGAGCCCAAAAACCUUGCGAUAUAAGAGGCAUAUUUUUCACCACCGAUUUAAGUUUGUUCGUUUGGGUGUAUAGAACCGCAGCCUCGUUUAUGACCAUGCUGAUGUCAAUGGAAGAUAAAUAA
Molecule: messenger RNA, 1359 nt
Organism: Musca vetustissima
Lineage: Eukaryota; Metazoa; Arthropoda; Insecta; Diptera; Muscidae
Product: odorant receptor 45a-like
Exons: 5
Coding region: 1-1359 (452 amino acids)
Biological process (GO): sensory perception of smell; detection of chemical stimulus involved in sensory perception of smell
Cellular component (GO): plasma membrane
Molecular function (GO): odorant binding; olfactory receptor activity
Source: RefSeq, a predicted model, not a curated record